GAGAUCAGAGAGAGAGCUCAGACAGAGAGAGAUCAGAGACAGAGCUCAGAGAGAGAUCAGAGAGAGAUCAGAGAGAGAGAGAGCUCAGAGACAGAAGAGCUCAGAGGCAGAGAUCAGAGAGAGAGCUCAGAGAGAGAGAGCUCACAGAGAGAGAGCUCAGAGAGAGAGAGCUCAGAG
Chiloscyllium plagiosum (whitespotted bambooshark) is the source of this 177-nucleotide messenger RNA. Lineage: Eukaryota; Metazoa; Chordata; Chondrichthyes; Orectolobiformes; Hemiscylliidae. The record is from RefSeq and is a predicted model, not a curated record.